CACUGCUUCACACUCCAGUUCGGCUGGUGGCGGUAAUGCACCAAAGACAGCCAUCACAUCUCAAGAAGAAAAACCAGGAUCUCAGGCGGCAGAUCUCAGGUCAGCUCCUAAGCUACAAUUAUCCCUGUGUGCACGUCAUCAGUUCAAGAACGCGUGUGUGCGGUGCAUUUAAAGCAAACGGUUUGUAAGUUCACGCGCUGCCUUAAAAUAUGCAUGCGAUUCAGUUCGAUGAAUGAAUACAUUAACACAUUGCAUGAUUUUAUUGCUUGAUUGUAUUUCGUGAAAGGUGGGGAUGGAAAAACAUUUUUACAUUGUUAUCGUAUGUGCAUUGAUGUCUUUGCACCUACUGUUAGUCCAAGGAGCCAGACAGGGUCAAGACAUAAAAUGUGGAGCAUGCAGGGCAUUAGUUGAUGAAAUGGAAUGGGCCAUAUCGCAAAUAGAUCCCAAGAAAAUGAUCCAGACCGGAUCAUUUAGGAUUAAUCCUGAUGGCAGUCAGUCAGUAAGAGAGGUUCCCUUUUCCCGCUCUGAGAGUCAUCUGCUGGAACUGAUGGAAGAGGUUUGUGAGAGGAUGAACGACUUUGACUCCAGAGUCAGCUCUAGUUUAAAGUUUGCUUGUGAAACAAUCGUUGAGCAGCACGAGGAUGAACUUAUUGAAUUCUUUGCUCAUGAGACGGACAACGUUAAAGACAAGCUCUGCAGUAAGAGGACGGAUCUCUGUGACCAUGCCCUGAAGAUACCUCAUGACGAGUUCUAACAUGAGCCGAGCACGUCAUGCCAGCUUUACCUUCGGAAAACAAUGUUCAACUUCAGUAAACAGACUGAUUCUCUUACUUGUUGAGGAUGCUGAACAUACAGAGAUCUACUUAAGUGAUGUUAGGCACAGCAUUGCAUAUGUACUUGACCCUAUGGGUUCACUGUUGACAUAUUAAUGGCGUUACCAUCAAAACUGUUCAUUGUCAUUAAUUCAAGCUGACUUUCUACAGCUAAAAAUGAGAUCUCUAUGAGUCUCUCCAAUGGCAUACUUUUAUAUUUAUAUGUCCUUGGAUGCACUUAGUUUUUAGCUUAGAAGAUAACUUGCAGUAUAUUUAUUAUAAGCACAGAUAGAGCGCCUUUGGAGUACCUGGUUCUAGUGGUGAUGUUGUGUCUUGAUGUUUUUUUUCCAGGUCAUGAAUCUGACCAGAUUACUAGUCCUCAAGUCUUAACCAAUUAGGUUACCACCAUUUUGUAUGGAAGUGAACAUCAGUUAACCCACUUUUAUGUAUUCACUUGUUUUCUUCCCACACAUUAUUGCAUUGGUUAUUGCUUCCAGAUUUGUCAACAUUCAUUUGUGUUUCUGUAUCCAUUGAGGACCAUGUAGUAUUUGUAGUUGUUAUAUUAUUUUAAUAUACUUUAAUAAUAAGAAAGCCCUUUCUUUUAGACACUGAGUGGUCACGGGUGAAUCUGUACUAAGGACAAUCUUUUUUUUUUAAAGCCCAAUAUACAAAAUUGAGCCUUAACUGUCAAUGG
Sinocyclocheilus anshuiensis is the source of this 1506-nucleotide messenger RNA. Its product is annotated as protein canopy homolog 2-like. Gene Ontology annotation, cellular component: endoplasmic reticulum. The record is from RefSeq and is a predicted model, not a curated record. NCBI's taxonomy places the organism in Eukaryota, Metazoa, Chordata, Actinopteri, Cypriniformes, Cyprinidae.